Vigna radiata var. radiata (mung bean) is the source of this 1524-nucleotide messenger RNA. Its product is annotated as U11/U12 small nuclear ribonucleoprotein 59 kDa protein. The record is from RefSeq and is a predicted model, not a curated record. The transcript is spliced from 8 exons. Bases 86 to 1309 code for a protein of 407 amino acids. Lineage: Eukaryota; Viridiplantae; Streptophyta; Magnoliopsida; Fabales; Fabaceae.
GUAACUGUUUAAGCUAUUGCAAUUUCAAAUUCUUGUAGUUAGGUUAUUUUUUUGGGUUUUCUGAAUCUCACACCACUCGGUAGUAAUGAAUCCGAUUCCUUUUCAAUCUGUAGCACGGCCUCCUCCUCCGCCUUGGUUUCCGGUAUUACCGUCGGAACCACCGAAUUCGACUUCCUUUUGGGAGAACAGAAAUGUCAGCGAUCGCCUCAGGGAAUUGCAACACACUCUCAAUCUCGCAAAGGCAAUGCAGAAGGAGCUAGAAAUGUUGAUGAUGAUAAAAGAUGGUAAUGGGGCUGUAGAAGGUGGGAAACUUGUCACAGAUGAACCUUGCCUUUCUGGUUUUCUAAAAUGUGUAGAAGACGGAGGGGUUAGUGUAGAAUCCCAUGAAUCAUUUGCUGUGGAAGCAGCAAAUUCUUUGAUGUCAAAGCUAAGAGCUCAGCUGGAGCCUUUCCGGUAUGUUGCUGAUGAGGCAAGUCCAUGGGAGGAGAAAUCAGCUGUGGCUAGGCUUGCAAAUAAAGUAAACAAGUCUAAACGGAAUAAACUAUGGAGGAAGAAAAAGAGGAAACGUGUUGCGGAGAUGAUUGCAAAGGAGCGUGAGCAAUUUCAACAAAUCGACAGGGAGGCCGAUGAUUGGGUUGCUAGGGAAAAGGCCAAGGAAAUUGCUAACAGCAAGGUAUUGAAGAUGAAAGAAAUUGCGAAGUCUAAGGCCAAAGAAGAGAAGAAGAAACUAGAGGCUGAGCUUGAGCUGCUCUUGGUAGUGGAGAAGCUUCAGGAGUUACGCUCCAUAAGAAUACAAAGGUUGAAAAAACAAGGCCAUUUUCUCCCAGAGGAGGAUGACAAGUUUCUUGAGAGAGUUCAAGCUGCAGUGGAAGAAGAGGAGCGUGAAGCUUUGGCUGCAGUUGAAGCAGAUGCUGCUAAAGAAGCAAUUGCAACUGCUGAGGAAUCCAGGAAAGCUAUUCAGAAUCAAGGGAAACUGUCAAAAGAAGGCAAUGAUGAUAGUGAAGUAAAGGAGAACAAAGAGCAAAUAGUUCCCAAUGUGACUGAAGACGGAUCUGGUGCAUUGGAUCAGAAUACAUCCAGUAAAAUAGGACAGAUCAGUGGAGGAGCAUAUGAUCCUUUGGCAAAUUUACCCAUUGAGUUCUACCAUUAUUAUCAUGGAAGCAACAAUGAUAUGGGUACACUUAUUGAGGUUAGAAGAGGAUGGGAUGCCUAUAUCAGACCUGGAGGAAGCCGCAUACCUGGGCACUGGGUUCAGCCUCCUCCACCAGCUAAUGAGAUAUGGGCAUCUUACUUGGUGAGGCCUAGAUGAUUAGUUAACAAAUCAACAGUUUUGUACAAAGAUGUUAUCCCCUCAUAUGGUAAGUUUUGAAGGUUUUACCUAUGUUCCUGGCCAACCUAAGCUAUAUGCUUUGUGGUGGCAUGUUUAUAUAUUUGUAACUUCCUCAUCAUGUAUUCAGUUCAUACGUUGGUAAUCAUUAUUGUUAAAAAUAUAUUUCAAAUAUCAUUAAAUUCAAACAAAAUAUA